Messenger RNA from Chiloscyllium plagiosum (whitespotted bambooshark), 1263 nucleotides. The record is from RefSeq and is a predicted model, not a curated record. Lineage: Eukaryota; Metazoa; Chordata; Chondrichthyes; Orectolobiformes; Hemiscylliidae.
AGAUGCUGCCGCCGCUGAACCGUGCACGCGGCUGGAAGUGCGCCGCUGUCCUGCUCGCGGUCCCAGCCGUGCUUUACCUCCGGCCCUGGCCCUGGCUCUGGCGCUGGGUCUCGGAGCGGUUCCGGCGCGUGCGCCUUUCACUGGCGGGCCCGAGCGCGAGCGUCAGUUUCAAAGUGAAAUGUUAUGGUCAAGGAAAAGUACAUGAAGAUAUUCUGAAAAAUUUAAAGAUUUCAAAAUGUGAAGGAGGGGCAGGGAGUCCUUGCAUUUUGUUCGUCUACAAAGUGUCUCGUACAAAUGAAGACCUUCGAAAUGCUCUAGAAUGGAUCACAAAUUUGGAAAAUGAGACAACGCAAAAGGAAGACAUUUUUGUUGCAUUUCUGCUUGAGAAGAUUUCUGGGGAAUCCAAAGAUUUGGGUGAAGAGAUGAUAACAGACCUGGAUGUAUUUCAUGAAAAUACCAAAGUUUUUCGAGUUCUUUGGAAAGAAACAUGUGGUUCUCAGCCUGGGUUCAGGUGUCCUGAGGCGAUUCGGACAAUCAGGGAGAAAAUCAAUCCAGGAAUCGAGAAGUCAAGGUCCGAGACCAUGGCCAGACUUUGGCGCUAUGUUUGGAAGUUUGGGCUGUGUCUAGGGCUUAUCCUGUUCUUUGAGAUUUUAGUACAAAAAGUCUAUUGCAAACUGUCUGUUGGUUCUGGUAUGUUUCCCCUCCCUUUACAUUUUACUGCCUUAAGAUCUGACGGUUUUGCUCACCAGCUACUUGAUUUUGAUCAUCUCCAUAUGUAGUUAUGCGCCAGCUUUCAUGUAAUUUAUUUGGCUGAAGACAUUGUUCUUUCUUUCCCAAAAGGAAAAUGUGAUGGUGGCAUGUGAGAAACAAGGAGAUUUUCUUUUUAGCAGGGACACCGUUCUAUGGUUAUAUUCCUUUUUCAUUCAUGGGAUGUGGGCAUUAUUGCCCUCUCUAAUUGCCCAGUGGGCAAUUAAGAAUCAACCACAUUGCUGUGGGCCAGACCAGGUAAGGAUAGCAGUAUCCAUCUCUUAAAAAGGAUGUGUGUGAACUAAGUAGGUACAGUAGUCCCCCCUGUACCCACGGGAGAGUACGUUCCAGGACCUACCACAGAAACCUGAAACCAUGGAUAGGAGCAAACCCACUCAUGGCAACCCCCGGUCCCUGGUUCUGGAAUAUUCCCUAAAAUAUGUUCAGACCGCAGUAAAACGCGGGUAACUGAAACAGUGGAAAACACAUCUGCGGAUUUGGGGGUUGCCCUGUAUU